Ostreococcus lucimarinus CCE9901 is the source of this 729-nucleotide messenger RNA. RefSeq lists its product with no specific name. Gene Ontology annotation, molecular function: peroxidase activity; heme binding. Gene Ontology annotation, biological process: cellular response to oxidative stress; response to reactive oxygen species; hydrogen peroxide catabolic process. The transcript has a single exon. Lineage: Eukaryota; Viridiplantae; Chlorophyta; Mamiellophyceae; Mamiellales; Bathycoccaceae. The annotation marks the transcript as partial. The record is from RefSeq and is a predicted model, not a curated record.
GACGCGGACUUCGGGCCGACGCUCGUGCGACUCGCGUGGCACUCGUCCGGGACGUACGACCGGAUGGGCAAGACUGGUGGGAGCGGCGGCGGGACGAUUCGGUUUAAAGAGGAACUCGCGCACGGCGGGAACGCGGGACUGGAUAAGGCGAUCGCGAAGCUCGAGCCGAUCAAGAAGCGGCACCCGGACGUAUCGUGGGCCGAUCUCAUCGCGUUCGUCGGCGUCGUGGCGAUCGAAGAGAUGGGCGGGCCGAAGUUGAAGUUUUCGUACGGUCGCGUCGACGAGAUGGAUCCCGAGGCGGUCACCCCCGACGGGCGCUUGCCCGACGCCGACAAGGGCGACGGCCCUGGACCGAAGACGAGGCAAGGCUUGCGCGACGUCUUCUACCGCAUGGGUUUCGACGAUCGAGAAAUCGUCGCGUUGAGCGGCGCCCACGCCCUCGGUCGUUGUCACGCCGACGCGUCCGGUUACGUCGGACCGUGGAGCGGGACGCCGUUGCUGUUCAACAACUCCUACUUCGUCCUCCUCAAAGGCUUGAAGUGGGAGCCGAAUCCGGACGCCAAAAAGUUCCAAUACAAAGACCCGAGCGGCAACUUGAUGAUGCUUCCGAGCGACAUCGCGCUCAUCGAAGACGCCGACUUCAAGAAGUACGUCGACGUCUACGCCAAGAGUCAGAAGGUUUUCUUCGAAGACUUCGCCGCCGCGUUCGAAAAGCUCGAGACGCUCGGC